Messenger RNA from Ipomoea nil (Japanese morning glory), 3491 nucleotides. RefSeq names its product rho GTPase-activating protein REN1-like. The record is from RefSeq and is a predicted model, not a curated record. Gene Ontology annotation, biological process: signal transduction. Bases 419 to 3040 code for a protein of 873 amino acids. The transcript is spliced from 24 exons. Lineage: Eukaryota; Viridiplantae; Streptophyta; Magnoliopsida; Solanales; Convolvulaceae.
AAGCAAUGGAAUGGCAGAAGGUCUCCGCCAUCCCCCGCUUUUCGGAAAAAGCCGGAGGAGCAGAACACUGAACACAGAACUCUCUCUCUCUCUCUCUUUCUCUCUCUACGCCUGAGCGUUCUUUGCUCGACCUUCGGGUUUCCAUUAGUCCACCUGCUCCUGGGGGACCCCGCUGCUCCCUCCCCUCUCUCUCUCUCUCUCAUCAAACAAAAAACAAAACCAAAAAACGAACCGUAAUCCGAAAAACACAAAAAAUAGAAAAAUUUCAAUUCACGAGAGAAAAGGCGAUCUCUCUCCCUCUGCUUUUGUCCAUCAUGAUUAUCCGUUACAAUAUAUUUUCAUUUUUUGCAUUAUUGUAGCUAGAAAGGAUGAUGAGUUCGGACCGAGAUUUCGACUUCUAUUGAUUCGGAAUAGUGCCAUGCCUAUCCGCAACGCUGAUGCUUCUCACUGUUCUCAGGGAGAAGGGGGCUUUCCACUGCCUCCAGUUGGCAAUGAUAACCAAGCCCAGCAGUGUCGCGGUGGAAAUAAGGUGUACAAAACUGGGCCUAUGUUUAUAUCAUCCAAAGUUGGCAUUGGAUGGACAACUUGGAAGAAAAGAUGGUUCAUUUUAACUCGUACUUCAUUGGUUUUCUUUAGAAGUGAUCCUACUGUUGCUCCUAAAAAGGGGGGUGAAGUAAAUUUAACACUUGGAGGCAUUGAUCUCAACAGUUCAGGCAGUGUGGUGGUCAAAGAAGAUAAGAAACUGUUGACUAUUCUCUUUCCUGAUGGUCGUGAUGGGCGUGCUUUCACACUAAAGGCUGAAACAUUAGAAGACUUGCUUGAGUGGAAGGCUGCACUAGAAGAAGCUUUAGCAAAUGCACCUAAUGCUGCUCUUGUAAUGGGACAAAAUGGAAUGUUCAGGAAUGAUCAGGGGAAUGCACUUGAUGCUUCAGACCAAUCUAAGGAUAGACUGCCGGUAAAAUCAUUAGUAAUUGGUCGGCCAAUUUUACUUGCUUUGGAAGAUAUUGAUGGAACUGCGUCAUUUUUGGAGAAAGCCCUUAGAUUUGUAGAAGAGUAUGGAGUUAGAGUUGAAGGAAUCUUGCGGCAAGCUGCAGAUGUGGAUGACGUUGAGCGUCGAAUCCAAGAAUACGAACAGGGUAAAAGAGAGUUUUCUCCAGAUGAGGAUGCACAUGUUAUAGCUGAUUGUGUGAAGUAUAUCCUCCGGGAGUUACCAUCGUCUCCUGUUCCUGCAUCUUGCUGCAAAGCCCUUUUAGAAGCUCACCGAACUGCGGCUGGCUUGAGAGUUAAUGCUAUGCAUAAUGCAAUAUUGGAGACAUUUCCUGAGCCAAAUCGUCGCUUAUUGCAAAGAAUUCUCACAAUGAUGCAAAAAGUGGCUUCUCACAAGAAUGAGAAUCGAAUGGGCAUUUCAGCUGUGGCUGCUUGCAUGGCACCUUUACUUCUUCGGCCCCUGCUAUCUGGAGAAUGUGAACUUGAACCUAACUUUGACAUGGGCGACGAUGGUUCUGUUCUACUUCUUCGGGCAGCUGCUGCAGCAAACCAUGCUCAGGCUAUUGUUAUAACUUUGCUGGAAGAGUAUACUAAUCUAUUUAGGGAAGGCUCUGUGUCACCUGAAUUAUACUCUGACUCAGAUGGUACUGAUGAUGAAGAACUUAGCAAUGAUGAAAGCUACAAUGAUGAUGUGGGAUCUGAUGCAGGUUUUGAUGAUGAUUCUGGUCAUGCAUCUACUGUCGCUACCAGUGAGACUGGUGAAAAUGAAGGUGCUAACAAGGUCUCUAGGGGUUCUAAUUCCAGUUUUGAGUCUCUUGAAGUUAACAAGAACGUAUCAAAAGGUCUCCCUCAAAUUUCUGUUCAACACGAAGGGACAGACUGUGCUCUAAAUCAUAGUAGCCAUAUGUCUACGAUGCCAGCAAAUGAAUCCCGUGAUUUAUUAGGAGAACCUGCUGAAGCAUCUACUUCUCAACGAUCCGUAGAUGUCUCUAAUGCCCCUGGGCACACUGUUCGUCGGCCUGCUGUCCGGGUGCGUGCUCGUGGCAUUAACCUUCCCUUGGAAUCCAUUGAUUUCAACAUUGAGGAAGACCCCGAAAUUCAGAGGCUGGAGGCCACCAAAAUAGACUUGGAAAAUAAAAUUGCCGAGGAGGCUAAGGGGAACACACUUCUGAAAGAGAGCUUGGCAAAACGAAAGAAUGCUUUGCAUGAACGGCGCCUAGCUCUUCAGCAAGAUGUGGCAAGGCUUCAGGAACAGUUUCAGAAAGAACGAGAGUUGAGGAUGGUACUGGAAGCUGAACUUAAGAAUUCUCAACGACCAUUGGCCAUUUCUUCCAGUAUUGAUGAAUCAACUAAAACAGAGCUUGAGGAGAUUGCUCAAGGAGAGACAGAUGUUAGCAAUUUAAAACAGAGAGCCGAUGAUCUUGGAACACAACUUAAUAAACAACGUGAACAAAUUUCCAAAGUUCACACUGAUACAGGCAGUCAACCACAGCAAACUCAUCAAGGAAAACCCAGGGAUAAAAACAGGGAUGCGGAUACCCAUCCUACUUCACAAGCUCAAGAGAAGCCAGUGAGAAGUAAGCAUGAUACUUCCUUGAACAAGGCUGACGGUGACAGAGACAAGAAAAAUGAAUCUCAGUCAUCAGUGAAUAAACAGAGCAAGCAAUCAGAUCCUAUGCGCAAUCCCAACACUUCUGGGGCUCUGAUUGUUUUUGAACCAAAUGCAGCUAGGGCUGCGGCUAGCUCCAGAAAAUCUGGCUCAAGGACUGAGGGAGCUAAUCCUUCUUCUGCACUGUCAAAGCUAACAAAUCGGCUCAAUUUCCUGAAGGAGCGUCGCACUCAACUUGCAAAUGAGCUCCUAAACUCGGAGAAAAGCCUGAAUUCUUGUCAAACUGGGGGAAUUCCUGAAAAGAAAGGAUCAGAUCCUAUACACUCCUCCCAGAACAUGUCUGAAAACCAAUCAUCAGAAAAAAAUAAAGGAUCAGAGAGCUUGCAAGCAGCAUAUGCUACAGAUGGUCAAUCUGUCCAGAAUCCAGAUAGAGGAAAGAGAUAAAAUGAAAUUUAUUACACGGAUGGAACUUCACCAAAUCAGAAGAUAGGAGGCUGAAACACACUCCAUCCUGGGACAUCUUCCACAAUAUACAUGUUUGUAUCUGGACCUCUGUUUUCUAGCAAUGUGCUGCAUGGUUAUCCAAUCAAUUUUGCAGUCCAGAUUUAGAUGGUGAGCACUGAGCAAGGUUUAAGACAUAGAUGAGUAACCCUUGUCAGAGUCAAAACCGAGAAACGAACUCAGCUUGUUCAGCAUCAUGUCUCAUCAGGAGGAAGUUAAAUGGCUUGAAACGUUGAUAGCUAUGUUGCUGACAACAAAUUUGGGUACUACUGUAUAUAUAUAAGUUAAAAGUACUUAAACAUUAAUGGUAGCUUAAAAUAGCUAAUAAUCUAAUUGUUUUGCUGUUGGUAGGCCAUUAACGUUGAAAGAUCAAGAAAAGUUUGCUUUAUGUGUA